This is a messenger RNA of Fonsecaea erecta, 1107 nucleotides long. RefSeq lists its product as hypothetical. The coding region runs from base 1 to 1107 and encodes 368 amino acids. The transcript has 4 exons. NCBI's taxonomy places the organism in Eukaryota, Fungi, Ascomycota, Eurotiomycetes, Chaetothyriales, Herpotrichiellaceae. The record is from RefSeq and is a predicted model, not a curated record.
AUGGCGCUGGAAUUGGGCUUGGAUUGUGCACUUCAUGAGUUGGUCGGUGAGGACCCCUUGACAACCGAAAGACGGAACUUCCACAUUGGCAGCCGCAAGGCCCGUACGUGGUGCAUCUUAUAUCACAUCGAGCGUGAGCUUGCAGUUGGCACCGCAAGGAAACCACGCAUUCGCGAACUCGACAAAGCCUUAUUGAGGCCCUAUUUGGACCUUCCUGUCUCAUACCCAAGCGACAUGAGGUUUAUAUCUACGAUUGAGAUUGUUCAGCUCCGCAGUGAUAUCCAAUCUAGAGUCGAAAGUGCCACGUCGGUGUCCACCAUUUCUCAGAGUGUGCUGCAAGAGUUCGAACAGAAGGCUCAAGAAUGGUUCCAAUACUGGGACACCCGAUUCAAAGCAUACAACGUAGACGAAGACUCACUUAAUCGAAUCAGCUUACUCACUCAAAAGAACUAUUCAAGAAUCACCAUCUGCUGCACAAUUCUCGGUCGAUUACACAAGAACGCGAAUACACCAUGUCUGGCGGUUAUGGAGGAAGUUGUCCGCCGGACAGCCGAGACCAUAUCAGACCAGCUCGACGUCGUAUCUCGUUCCAAGUCCUACAGGUGGCACUUCCGCUGGGCGCCAACAUAUUCUGCCUUGAUGCUUACAUUCUCACUGGUCUUAGCCCUCCAACUCGCAAACAGGUGGCCGGGCCAUCUGGACAAGGCUCAGACGGAGAGGCAGGUCAGGUCUGUCCUUGGCUUAUUGGAGAUGCACCCUUACCAAAGCCUUGUGCUUCAGGUUCGGAGAAUGCUUGAGAGAUCGGCGGAGGAGCGGUUGCCAUGGCAGCAAAGACUUGCCACUUGGCCAGUCGAGGAGCCGAAACGCGGCGCGUCGAUGCAAAGUGGCAGACAACAUAAUCCUCCCCUUGAGAUGCAGGCACCCGUUAACUCAAGCGAAGACGGCGGUGCCAUACAGCACACUGAAUGCAUAGACUCUUCGAAUCCCGAACUCGAAAACCUGGAUUGGCUUUCCGGGGGUUCAAUUUUUGGGAACUGGACCCUGCUUGAGUUGGGGAAUUCAAUGUCAUACGAUAUGUCCAUGUUCGGGGGGAAUGGAGCAAUAUGA